Messenger RNA from Lycium barbarum (goji berry), 1380 nucleotides. RefSeq names its product GATA transcription factor 28-like. The record is from RefSeq and is a predicted model, not a curated record. Gene Ontology annotation, biological process: regulation of DNA-templated transcription. Gene Ontology annotation, molecular function: sequence-specific DNA binding; protein binding; zinc ion binding. The transcript is spliced from 8 exons. NCBI's taxonomy places the organism in Eukaryota, Viridiplantae, Streptophyta, Magnoliopsida, Solanales, Solanaceae. Bases 104 to 988 code for a protein of 294 amino acids.
AAAAAGGGGCAAAGUUUAGGGGCGCAUAUGCGUUAAGCCGAAUGAAUAUACAUACACAAGGUUGUUGCAGUUUUUGGGAGAAAUUAGAGAUACCAUCAUCAUCAUGUACACAAGAGAGACAGAAACAGUGACCCCUUCAGCACUACAACACCCACAGACACACUCUCAUUUCCCCCACGCCCAACACGACGAUGACGACGUCACCGCCGCCGGAGGAGUGGAGUCCAUAGAAGACCACAUUCCCCACCACCACGCGCUGGAAGGCGGCGUUCCAAAUGACGCGCUGUAUGUACCUGCUGGCUCGGAAAUGGUUGAUGGAGGAAGUAGUAGCGAUCAGCUAAUGCUGUCGUUUCAAGGCGAAGUCUUUGUCUACGAUGCCGUUUCACCUGAAAAGGUUCAGGCCGUGCUGCUGCUUUUGGGGGGAUAUGAAGUCCCUACUGGCAUCCCUACUGUCAAUAUGGCGUCCCAGAAUCAUAGGGCUUCAAGUGAAAGUUCUGGAAGAUUGAAUCAACCGCAACGGGCGGCUUCUUUGAGUCGUUUUAGGGAAAAAAGGAAAGAAAGAUGUUUCGAUAAAAAGAUUCGAUAUACUGUUCGGAAGGAAGUUGCUCUUAGGAUGCAGCGAAAAAAGGGUCAGUUUACAUCUUCCAAGUCAGUAUCUGAUGAAGCUGUUUCUUCUUCUGUAGAGGGGAAUGCAGGCUCUAGCCAAGAAGAACAGGAAACAUCAUGUAGACAUUGUGGAAUUAGUUCGAAAUCCACUCCUAUGAUGCGUCGUGGACCAGCUGGCCCAAGGUCACUGUGCAACGCCUGUGGACUUACGUGGGCCAAUAAGGUAAUGGUAUCCAGUGGAAUUGUCAAGAUACACAAGCUGACCUGGACACUACCUUCUAGAGUGAGCCAGAAGUGUCGCAUAAUAUUUGCAUAUUGUCAUUUGCAACAAAACCUGAAUAAACAGUGGAACAUGGCUGGGGAUUUUAAGAGAUCUUACUAAAGUUUCAACUACAGGAGCUCAGGAACAUUCUUUAAAAUCUUUGGAACAGAGCAACGGUGAAGCUAAUGGAUCAGAUGCUAUGGCUGCUGCUGGUAUCAUCACUUCAGAUGAUGAGAACAUAGUGCUUCCAUCUGAACGAUGAUAGAGAGCUCUUAUUUGCGGUGACCUCUUUCGGGUUUUGAACUGAAGGUGAAAGAACUGAAAUGUUAUGCGUCUAAUAUCUGCCAAACUUGCAUACUUUUGUACAUAAGAUAUUGUAACUUAGGCAAAUACAUGAAGGAUCUUGUUGCCGAGACUUUUAGGUCUUUCCAUCUAUAGUUCUAUUCUGGUAUUCAAAUGUAACUAAUUGUGAAUCCAUAUCCCAGAUAUAUACAACUCAUUUAAGCACCAAA